AUCCAAUAAGAAAAAGGUCCUGCGCAAGAGGAGGCGGGACGCACCAUAAUUGAUUGCCGGAGUCCUAUUUGGGGGAGCAGAGAAUUCUUGAAGCCCCUUUUCGAUAGGUUCAAGUGGGGAAGAAAAAGGCGGGAGUUAGAUUUAAAGGGACAGGCACCUAAAAAUAAGAAAGAUUGGGGAAAGGUGCAUAGGUGUGCGUGGGUUAGAUAUUAGGAUAUCUUAAGCGUAUGUAUAUAUUUGGGAGGAUAUCAAGGGAAUAAUGCAAGGAGACAGAGGGUGUAGAUGAGGUUUGGAAAGGCAAAGGGAAGGGGUAACAUUGUACCUACCUAUAUGGAUAUAUAGUGAUUGCAAAAUGGAGCAAACUCAGUUGUUGGACUGGGAUGAGGAAGGGGAUACCAUUGAGUCUUCUAAUGGGGAUACCCCAAAACCUGUAGGGCGCCUGCACCUUUUGAGCAGCAAAUAUGGCCCUGAAAAAGAUUUCUGGAUCUACCCAGGGGAGAAUGUCAUUGGGCGCCUGGAAAGCUGCCAAGUCUGCUUACCUGCCUCAUCGGUCUCUAAGGCCCACGCCGUGAUUGAAGUCCCCAGCUCUGACGGGCCCCACCUUUUGUAUGACAAGGGCAGCCUAAAUCGCACCCGGCGCCAACGGAUGGUCUUGAUUCCACAAGUCCGCUAUAGCCUUCAAGAUGGGGACUCCUUAAUCUUUGGUGACGUUGGAUGCCAAUAUUUCAUGUUGACUCCAGAGGCUGAGCUUGAAUCCCCCAAUGACUCAGUGGAGAUUCCCCCAACCCAGACAAGAGUGGAGGCCAGCACUUUGGUCAUUGAGGAGACACCUGCGCCAGGGAGGAAGAUGAGGAUGCGCUUUGGCGGAGUCCUGGUUCAGGAUUCGGACAAGGAAGAGGAAGAGGAGGUGAAUGAAGCAGGCAGGAGCGUUCCUCACCGAAGAGGAGAUGGCUCAGUUUCCUCUCUUGAAGAUGCUAGACAGCCCAAUUUGGCCUCCUCCAUGUUUUCUUCUCCUUCUGUUGUGCCGGAAAGUGAUGAGGAAAGUGGGGAACUCUCUGUCAGUGACUUGCCUUGUCCUUCCUUGCACCUGCGCUUUGAAAGCCAGGAUUCUGAAGUAACUCCUUUGGAGAAUGGUGGCCCUCCACCUUUGGACAAAGAAAAAGCAACUGUUCAAUCAGGAACUCCUGAGGCUGAACCAAAAGGCCCCCCAAGCAUGGAAGAAGAUGCAGCUGAGAAGCAAGGAGCUGCUCCUUCUGGCCAUAGCCUUGUAGAGAACCUCCAACUGGAUAGUGAUACUGAUGUGGAAGAUGAGGAGAUUGCUGGUAGCAUGUCCAGAUCAUCAGGGCCUGGAAACUUGGAGGAAGAUGACAAAGCUCUAGAAAUAAGCAGUGACACAGAUGUGGAUGACCCUGUGUUGGUGGAUCCAGAUGCCACCAGUCAAAAGACCCACCCUGCAGUUAUCUAUGUGAGCAGUGCUUCUGAUCAGGAGGAAGUAGCAAAGGACUCGGGUAUCCCAAAGGCCCAGAAAACUGCUGAAAAUGGGGAUGAUGACACAGAUGCGGAGGAUGGGAUGGAAAACCCAAGUGUCGUGUAUCUUGAAAAUCAUGAGCCUGUGCCUCAAAUGGAAGGUGGCUGUCAAAGUAUGGGAAAAGCAGAAGAACCACAUCCUAAAGGCUCCCAGCCUGGUGAGAAUGAGGACAGUGACACAGAUGUGGAGGAAAUCACCCAAGAGCCAAAGGAGAAGGCUACAUCUCAGCGAUCUCAUGAAUGUCAGAACCGUGGUGCAGAUGUGGAUGACACACCCCUCAAAAUGGACAAUCCAAGUGAGACUUUGAAGACCCAUAAAGCUGCUCUGGACAGCGAUGAGGAUGCAGAUGUGGAUGACACACUCCCCAAAGCUGAGACUUUGAAGACCCAUAAGGCUGCCCCAGACAGUGAUGGGGAUACGGAUGUAGAAAUGUCUAACUUGGUGCUGGAGAACUCGCAUAUUGCUCAGCUCCACAGUUCUCAUCCGAUAAGCUUCAAGGACAAUGAUUCAGAUUUGAAAGACAUCCCACACAAAAAGGCUGUGUGUCAAGUUAGCAGUUGCCUGGAUCAACCGAGUGCUGAUACUAAAGAAGUAUCUAAUCUUAAUGUUCAACAGCAGAGCAGUGAGGAAGCUGUUAAUGAACAAUCCAAGAGCUCAGAUGGGAAGGAAAACCCUGAGAUCAUUGACAAAGGAGCCGCCUUGCCUCAGAUUCAGUGCCUGCCUGCUCUCUCUGUGGAUAGCGAUACCGAUGUUGAAGAGGAGGAGGUGGAAAUUCAAGAUGUGGCCCCCAAAGUGGAGCAUAAACCCAUAGUUGCUGGUUCCAGUGGAGACGGUAGCAGAAGCAAUCCUGAGAAUAAUGCUGUUGAAUCCCCAAAUAGUCUUGGACCUAUUGAGGUUGAGGAUAGUGAUACAGAUGUGGAAGUGGUUUCUCCAUCCCAUAAGGAAUCGGUGGCUCAAGAUGAUGAUGCAGACGUAGAGGAAGUGGUUGCACCAUUGCCAAUGAAACCCAUAGAAGAGCAAGAGACUCAGCUAUUAGCUUCUGAGAGAUCUCAGGCGAAUGGAGAGAAAUUGGACGGCUCUGCAGUGGAUGUGAGAAUCCACCAUGAACCUGGGAAAGAGGAUGACGAUACAGACGCAGAGGAAAAGAAGUCCUGUUCGGGAGAGGAGAGCAGCACUGAUGAUGAUCAGGACAUAGAUCUCCAGGCAACACAAUGUUUUCUGCCUUCUGAGCCCUCAUCUCCUGGGAUUGAACCAGCAAGAGAUCCCAUCGUGGCAGAUUCCCAUAACAAUCUGGAAGAGGAACCGACUCAGGACUUCAGAACUCCUCCUGCACAAACCAGGCUCCUAUCUGGGAAAAAGUGGAAAUCCCCACAGAAAGAGGAAGAUUCUGACUUAGAUGCUUACGCGUUGGAAGCCACUCAGGCAUUCUGCACAGAGCCCAGGUCUCUCUCAGAAGAGCCCACACAGGCUUUUGUUGUGGAAGAGGAAGAAGAGAUUAUCCAGAACACUGCUGAAAGGGGUAAAUGCUCUGUACCAGAAACACAAAAUGUGACAGUUUCAGCUACUAGCAAGCAGCAGGCCACCAGUUUCUCCGGGAAGAGCACACAACCUUAUUCUAUAGGAGUUGCCUGUUCUGAGCCCAACUCUGAGACAGCCGUGGAGGAGGUAGCAGAGGAGUGUAACAAGGAAGAGGAAAUCCGGGCAGUUCAAUCAGUGCAAAUGCCCCUCUUGGGCAGCAGCCAACCUUUGACUCUGCAGGAGGUGCAAAGGAAGUCCAUGACUGAGGAACGAGUUUGUAUGAUGGUCCCCGAAGUUGGAAGUGCAGGAGGUGGACAAUUGGAAGAAAGAUGUUCAGUGCCAGUAAAACAACCAAGAGAUGCUGACCAGGUGCCAGGAUGUUCUAAAGAAGAGCCUCUUCAGCCAGAGGCCUCUGCCCCUGUGCAGAGGCACAACUUGCGCUCCUCUUUGACUCCUUCCCCAGCUCCUGUCUCACAGAGACGAAGCCUCCGAUGUCGCAUCCGUGCAGUAUGCACCGACACACAGCAGUCAGAGGAACCGGCUGCCCCUGUCUCCAGGCUCAGGAGGCUGCGGCAACAGACCAGUUCAGCAUUGUACAUGAAAGAGCUGGAAGGAAAAACAGAUCAGCCCAAAGAAGAGAAAGCACACCCCAACAAAAAGUCCAAGACUGCAGAGUCAACAGUAACCACGCGGCUGAGUCGAACGAGGAGCACACAAAGGGAAUCUGAUGCCACUGGCAGGCUGAAGGGAGAUAUGACAGUGGCUGCGGGCAGCCCAGGGACGAGGGAGCUGACAAGGCGGGGGAGAAAGGGAGCAACAACACCACCUAUGAAGAAAGAGGAGCCAGAGCUCCCUCAGACCAGGUCCAGCAGGCGUUCAAACUCUUCAGUGAACACGCCAAGCCCGAAAGGGACUAGAAGAGCUGUUAAACCUGAACAGGACUCUCCAGCACAGUCCACACCAUCCUCAGGAAGGAGGCUACGGCGCCAGAGCACGGAGAGCAAACUGGUGGGAAUGAGAUCCCAGCCCCAAUCCCAAAGCUCUGUGGGCUCUGGUGCUCCUUCUCCAAAGGUGCUGUUCACAGGAGUGAUUGAUGAGGAGGCAGAGCAGGUAGUGAGGGAGCUGGGCGGAUCCCUGGCUGAAUCUGUCUUCGACUGCACACACCUUGUGACGGACCGCGUGUGUCGCACGGUCAAGUUCUUGUGUGCCUUGGCUCAAGGCAUCCCCAUUGUUACCCUGGAAUGGCUGCAGAAGAGUCGGCAGAACUCCUUCUUCCUGGCACCAAAGAGCUUCCUUGUUCGUGACCCUGAGCAGGAGAAGAAAUUCCGGUUCAGUCUCGCCACAUCACUACGGACAGCACAGCGAGACGGGGGACUGUUUCAGGGCUACGAGAUACAUGUCACCCCUAAUGUUAAGCCAGAGCCUGAGCAUAUGAGAGAUAUCAUUAAAUGCAGCGGUGGGACAUAUUUACCCAGAAUGCCCCGAACCUACAAGGACAAGCGUGUCAUCGUUUCUUGUCCGGACGACCUGCCCCACUGUAAGCCAGCGCAAAAUGGCAAAGUGCCAAUCACCAAUUCAGAAUUCAUCUUGACGGGGAUCUUGCAGCAGAAGAUCGAUCUGGAUGCCCAUCAGCUGAAUGCAGUGGCUAUUUCCUCCCCCACAACUUCCCCCGCCACCAGGGCCAGCAAGAGGAGAGCUGUGGCACAAUCAGCCCCUGCCCCACCCAGUAGAGCAAAAAGACUGCGCUGAUCCUGCCAUCAAGUGUGGAGAUGGUGCCUUACAAAUUGUAAAUAACUUUUCUUUCUUUGUCAUUCUCAAUAAAACUGGGUUUCAAAACCAA
This is a messenger RNA of Anolis carolinensis (green anole), 4886 nucleotides long. RefSeq names its product mediator of DNA damage checkpoint 1 (gene mdc1). NCBI's taxonomy places the organism in Eukaryota, Metazoa, Chordata, Lepidosauria, Squamata, Anolidae. Gene Ontology annotation, molecular function: protein binding. Bases 353 to 4795 code for a protein of 1480 amino acids. The transcript has 14 exons. The record is from RefSeq and is a predicted model, not a curated record.